Morchella importuna is the source of this 213-nucleotide messenger RNA. RefSeq lists its product as uncharacterized. The coding region runs from base 1 to 213 and encodes 70 amino acids. NCBI's taxonomy places the organism in Eukaryota, Fungi, Ascomycota, Pezizomycetes, Pezizales, Morchellaceae. The record is from RefSeq and is a predicted model, not a curated record. The transcript has 2 exons.
AUGUUGUUCCUUGGCCUGGCCAGCAACCUGUCUAGAAGGAAGGAAGAGGAGGAGGCUCACCAGCCACUAUGUGAAACCAUGCUCCGCGUGUAUUGUUUUUUUCUUAUUUUGCUUAUUGUUAGAACGUCGUUACUGCCCUUUCCCCCCUCCCUUCUCCAGGCCGAAAGGGAAGCGGGUUCUCCCAUCGAACUCUCAUUCAGGAAGUUGCCGUAG